CCUCUUCUGUUUUGAUCUUUGAACCUGAAGCGUUGUGUCUGUUCCUCUAGAAGCACCUGAUUGCUGACCAUCUUUGUCCGUCACGUCCCAAUGUCUCUGCACCAAGUCUGGGAGGCAGCUUCUGCGAGCCCUUACUCUCCCCUUAUCGCGAAAGAUAGCCAGUUCUUCGUCGGCUUUAGUCUUCUGCUUGCUGCCUUCUUACUUACCGGUCUCUUCGGAUUGAAUCGGUCUUUCACCAGCAUUGCACUGUUCGGCGUCCCAGCUUCGCUGGCGUUUGGCUUCGGAGCCGUUUAUAUGAUCUGUGCCGUUGGGGUCUACUUAUCUCCUCAGAUACCCAUGUACCAUAUACUGGAAAGGACGAGCAAUCCAAAAGCCAUGACGGACUCGGAACCCAUUUUUACAGCUGUCUCCAGCAACGCCCAUCACCUCUACACGCUCCUACAAUGCAUCGGCUUCGCACCCAAAGCCACCGUGCAGCUCACGCCCGACGGAAUCCGUUUCUCCGUGGAAGAAGCACGAACAGUACAGGGUCUCGCCUUCCUCGACAAGGCCCUCUUCACGAGCUACAUCUUCAACGCACCGCGCCCGCCCGCCACUGCGACCGAUGACCACGACGAGGACCACGAAUCCCCACCCACAAACACCGACACCGACACAACGACACCAACAACAUAUUACCCGUGCUUCGAAAUUUCUCUCUCCGCCCUCCUCGAAACCCUAAAGAUCCUGGGCAUCAACGACUCCUCCGCGUCGGGCGGCGGGAGCAGUAGUUCCCGCGCCGGCAGCGUCCAACCGGGGCCCAGCGCCUUCACCACCCCCGCGUUACUCCUCGACCGCUCCUGCACCCUGCGCUACGACACAGAAGGCAGCCCGCUCAGCAUCACUCUCACCGAAACCGGUGUCAAAACCACCUGCGAGCUGACCACGUACGAGCCCGAAGGCGGCGAGAUCGAGAUUCCGCUACAGCGCGACGCCAUCUGCAUGAAGAUCAUCAUGCGGUCCGCCUGGCUCCACGACGCCAUCACCGAGCUGGCAGCUACCGACCCGGUUGCCCUCAAGGUCUCCGCCUCCGCGACGCGGGAACCGUUCUUCGCGCUCUCCGGCGCCGGCGGCUCGUUCAGCGAGUCGACCGUCGAGUUCUCGGUCGAGAAUCAGACGACCGGCGGUGGUGGUGGUGAUGGUGGGGCAUCGAACAACGGUGCGGAAGGAGAGAACGAGGGUGCGUCCAGGGCGAAAAGGGCGCGGCUCGCCCCGACAGUCACCGAGACGUUUCUGGUCAGUCCGCCUUCGUCGAUGGGGUCGAGAAUCCGGCAGGAUUACAAGUUCGCGUCUAUCCAGAAGGCGGCGCGCGCGAUGGCGGUCGCUAACAAGGUCAGUAUCCGGGGUGAUCGGCAGGGGGUGCUGAGUCUACAGUUCAUGAUCGAGUUUGAUGUCAAUGGUGGCAGUGCCGCUAAGUUGUCUGCCAGAGGUGGUUUGGCGCCGGUGGUGAGCUUUGUGGACUUUCGGUUCGUACCGUUGCUGGACGGGGAGGGGGAUGGGGAGCUGCUGUAG
Molecule: messenger RNA, 1551 nt
Organism: Aspergillus homomorphus CBS 101889
Lineage: Eukaryota; Fungi; Ascomycota; Eurotiomycetes; Eurotiales; Aspergillaceae
Product: putative DNA repair protein Rad1
Exons: 6
Coding region: 91-1551 (486 amino acids)
Biological process (GO): protein N-linked glycosylation; DNA damage checkpoint signaling; DNA repair
Cellular component (GO): checkpoint clamp complex
Source: RefSeq, a predicted model, not a curated record